Messenger RNA from Orycteropus afer afer, 948 nucleotides. It is a transcript of the gene GPR55, whose product is annotated as G protein-coupled receptor 55. Gene Ontology annotation, molecular function: G protein-coupled receptor activity. Gene Ontology annotation, biological process: positive regulation of Rho protein signal transduction; phospholipase C-activating G protein-coupled receptor signaling pathway. NCBI's taxonomy places the organism in Eukaryota, Metazoa, Chordata, Mammalia, Tubulidentata, Orycteropodidae. Gene Ontology annotation, cellular component: membrane. The record is from RefSeq and is a predicted model, not a curated record. The transcript has a single exon. Bases 1 to 948 code for a protein of 315 amino acids.
AUGAGCCCACUGAACUGCUCCUUCCAUGAUGUGGAUAAGUUAAUGAAAGUCCUGCAGCUGGCCGUCCAUGUCCCCACCUUCAUCCUGGGCUUAAUCCUCAACCUGCUGGCCAUCCGAGGCUUCAGCAUGGUCCUGAAGAAGAGGUGGCCGGAUUACGCUGCCACUUGCAUCUACAUGAUCAACCUGGCAAUCUUCGACCUGCUGCAGGUUCUCUCCCUCCCACUCAAGAUGGUGCUGCCCCACGUGCAGGCUCCCUUGAGUGCCUUCUGCACCAUGGCGGAGUGCCUCUACUUCAUCAGCAUGUACGGAAGCAUCUUUACCAUCUGCUUCAUCAGCGUGGACCGCUUCUUGGCCAUCCAGUACCCACUCCUGGUCAGCCACCACCGCUCGCCCAGGAAGAUCUUCAUGACCUGUUGCGCCAUCUGGGUCCUGGUGUGGGCCGGGAGUACCCCUGUCUACAACUUUCAUGAUACGAGCGGAGAGUACAAAUGCUUCCACAACAUGUCCAACGGCACCUGGAGUGCAGAGGUCUUCUUUCCCUGUGAGGUGUUUGGGUUUCUUCUUCCUUUGGCCAUCAUUGGUUUCUGUUCCUUCAAGAGCAUACGCAUUCUCCUUGGCCGUGGGCACUACACCCAGGACUGGGUCCAGCACAAGGCUAGCAUCUGCACGAUAGCGGCCAGUCUGGCUGUCUUUGUGGUCUCCUUUCUACCAGUGCACUUGGGUUUCUUCCUGCAGUUCAUGGUGAGGAAUGGCUUUAUCCUGGAGUGCGGAGCUAAGCAGAACAUCAGCUUCUUCUUGCAAUUGUCCCUGUGCUUCUCCAACAUCAACUGCUGCCUGGAUGUUUUCUGCUACUACUUUGUCAUCAAAGAAUUCCGCAUGGACAUCAAGGCACAUCGACCUUCCAGGGCCCAGCUGGUUCUCCAGGACACCAUGACCACCAGAGAGUGA